Xyrauchen texanus (razorback sucker) is the source of this 2092-nucleotide messenger RNA. Its product is annotated as bactericidal permeability-increasing protein-like. NCBI's taxonomy places the organism in Eukaryota, Metazoa, Chordata, Actinopteri, Cypriniformes, Catostomidae. Gene Ontology annotation, molecular function: lipid binding. The coding region runs from base 108 to 1622 and encodes 504 amino acids. The record is from RefSeq and is a predicted model, not a curated record. The transcript has 15 exons.
CAACAGUUGACUUAGAUUGGAGCAGAUUACAGGACUCUUUUAACCUAACAGGUAAAGAGGAAUAUUCUUGUCCUUCCUUGUGUUUCUCAUAGGCUAAAGUGGACACGAUGUUCGUUUGGUUUGUUUUGUCUCUGUUGACCCUGCCAGAGGCUACAGGCACCAAUGCUGGAGUUAAUAUCAAACUAACUCAGAAAGGACUUGAAUAUGGUCGACAGACUGGUAUUGCCUCAAUCCAGCAGAAGCUAAGAACCCUCCAUGUGCCAGACAUAAGUGGCACAGAAAGUGUGGAUCCUAUUGGAAAAGUCCAGUACAGUUUAACAGGGAUGCAGAUUGUAAACCUGGGCCUACCCCAAUCAUCACUGGGGUUAGUUCCUGGUACUGGAGUCAGUCUUUCAAUUGCUAAUGCCUUUAUCAGUCUGCAUGCCAAGUGGAGAGUCAAAUAUCUUUGGAUCAUAGAAGACAGUGGAUCGUUUGAUCUGGCUGUGAGUGAACUGUCCAUUAGGACCACUAUUGCAGUCAUGAGUGAUGACACCGGCCACCCAUCAAUCAGUAUGAUCAACUGUGCAACAACUGUGGGGAGAUCAAGCAUCACGUUUCAUGGUGGGGCCAGCUGGUUGUAUAACCUCUUCAGUUCCUUCAUUAAUAAGGCCCUGCGCGAUGCUCUGCAGAAACAGAUCUGCCAUCUGGUGGCUGAUUCCAUUGCUGAAAUGAACCCCCACCUGAAAACAUUAAAUGUUAUAGCCAGAGUAGACAAGUACGCUGAGAUUGAAUACUCCAUGGUGGCAUCUCCUGCCAUUUCCAGUACCUCCAUUGACCUGGGUUUAAAGGGUGAAUUCUACAACAUCGGACAACACAAAGAACCCCCCUUCUCCCCCAAACCUUUCUCAUUGCCUUCCCAGGAUACCAGUAUGCUGUACAUUGGAGUCUCUGCCUUCACAGCCAAUUCAGCAGGUUUUGUUUACCACAGUGCUGGCGCCCUCAGCUUCAACAUCACUGAUGACAUGAUUCCCUCUGAAUCUCCACUUCAUCUAAACACGGGGACAUUUGAAGUUUUCAUUCCACAAAUUGCGAAAAUGUAUCCUGGUCUGAUGAUGCAGCUAUUGGUUAAGACAGAGAAGGAGCCCAUCCUUACAUUUGAAUCCAACAACGUGACUGUUCAAGCCAGCAGUACAGUGACAGCUUAUGCUAUCCAGCCCAACAGCACACUAUCUCCACUCUUUGUCCUUAAUCUGCAGGGCAGUGUCAGUGCUAGCGUAUAUGUGAAUGAACUCAAACUAGCUGGAGCUGUGACCCUUAACGAAAUUGACAUGAGCUUAGCAAAAAGCUACGUGGGCCCAUUCCAGGUCACAUCUCUUGAUAAUAUCUUCAAGACGGUCUUGAAAGUUGCUGUGAUUCCCAAGGUUAAUGCUCGAUUAGCGGAAGGUUAUCCACUCCCUGCCAUUGGGAUGAUGCAGCUUGUAAACACUCAACUUCAGGUUAUGAAGGACUACUUGCUGAUUGGAACAGAUGUUCAACUUAACCCUCUAUGUCAUGACUUUUUAUUUUGGGGGGGAAAAAAUAUGUUACCCCAAUGUGCUACGAGGGUACUAAAACACCAAGGUUUUCUAUAUGGAGUGGAAUGAGGAAAACAUGUAAUAUAUUCAUUAGAACACGUUUUAUUUUGACAAACAUCAAUAACAAAUGGUUCCAGCCAAUCAAAAAAACAAUGAACAAUCAAAUAAACAAACUACUACUAAUUACAACACCACAUGUAUAAAUGUUUCUUACAUUUCAUAUAAACAUAUUAACCAACAUCCGAAUGACUGUGUGUGUAUGUGUGUGUGAAUAUGUGUUUGUGUGGUUUAUUGGAUAUUGUUUGAAUCAGUGCUUCUCUUUUUGACAAAGCAUAUGAUUUCCUAUUCUGUGUGAAACCUCAGAAAGCAGUUGCUGGUGGAUGUAAAACAGAGGUGAACAUCACAUUUCCGGCACUUGGCUUUUGGUGUACCUGUGCACCCUGGUACCUUGCAUCUCCCCUUCUUUUCAGCCAUAAUCAUCCAGUGGGCUGUGGCAUCCAGGCGCACAUCAGGGACUGGAAUUGGAGCAGCAGGUCCUU